Messenger RNA from Coniosporium apollinis CBS 100218, 468 nucleotides. RefSeq lists its product as uncharacterized. The transcript has 4 exons. The coding region runs from base 1 to 468 and encodes 155 amino acids. Gene Ontology annotation, cellular component: mediator complex. Gene Ontology annotation, biological process: regulation of transcription by RNA polymerase II. Gene Ontology annotation, molecular function: transcription coregulator activity. NCBI's taxonomy places the organism in Eukaryota, Fungi, Ascomycota, Dothideomycetes. The record is from RefSeq and is a predicted model, not a curated record.
AUGACCCAAAAUCCCACCAGCUAUAAACGGCCAGGCGGCGGUCGGGUCACUCCCUCUGCUCCUGCUCAGAAGGUUUCAGGAGUCAGGCCCAUCAUAGGCACUGGGAAUAUGGAGGCCUCUAUGCGGAAUACCGCUUCGAUGAACAAGCGCAUUGAUCGGCUUACGAGUACACUGAUCACGCAGUUUGAAGCUGCUGUUGGGCUUCUUCAAGCCGAAGAAACGGACCUCAACUCUACGGCGAAGAACAGCCUGCAGAUGCAGGUGCAUACCACAUCUCUGGUCCGAGCCACCGAGGAAACCCUCACGUUCAUACACCAGCUGCAGGAGCUAUGGCUUUUCGGUCAGCUGGAGACACUUAAGAAGAGCGGGAGUGAGGUGAGGAUGGAGGAGGAUGCGAAGGCGGUGGCGCAGCUGUUGAGGCGGUUAGUCAAGGCGCAGGAUGUGGAGGGCGAAACAGAUAGGCCGUGA